This is a messenger RNA of Choloepus didactylus (southern two-toed sloth), 440 nucleotides long. RefSeq names its product ubiquitin-conjugating enzyme E2 L3-like. Bases 12 to 440 code for a protein of 142 amino acids. The record is from RefSeq and is a predicted model, not a curated record. The transcript has a single exon. NCBI's taxonomy places the organism in Eukaryota, Metazoa, Chordata, Mammalia, Pilosa, Megalonychidae.
CCAGAUCCAAGAUGGUGGCCAGCGGGAGGCUGAUGAGAGAGCUUGAAGAAAUCCACAAAUGUGGGAUGAAAAAAUUCCGUAACAUCCAGGUUGAUGAAGCUAAUUUAUUGACUUGGCAAGGGCUUACUGUUCCUGACAACCCUCCAUAUGACAAGGGGGCCUUCAGAAUCGAAAUCAACUUUCCAGCAGAGCACCCAUUCAAACCACCGAAGAUCACAUUUAAAACAAAGAUCUACCACCCAAAUAUCGAUGAAAAGGGGCAAGUAUGUCUGCCAGUAAUUAGGGUUGAAAACAGGAAGCCAGCCACCAAAACCGACCAAGUAAUCCAGUCCCUCAUUGCACUGGUGAACAACCCCCAGCUUCGGGCUGACCUAGCCAAAGAAUACUCCAAGGACCGUAAAAAAUUCUGUAAGAACGCUGAAGAGUUUACAAAGAAAUAA